CAACAUUUCGGUUAGGUGGCAUCCUCCAACAUGCUGUCAUUCUGAAUUAAAUGGCGCUGAUUUUGCAAGCAUUUUUGAUAAAAUAACUAAAUAAAAUGUCCAGUGAAAGCGAUGAGUAUUACAGCGACCCGGAUGAUUCGGUGGUCAACAACACGAGUUCUGGGCGAUCAAGCAAGUCCUCGCGACCCAACAGCCGCAGUAGCAAGGGCGCUGGCGUGGUCAUAGAUGAAACUGAGUCGGAGCAGGAGGAGACCCAGUCGGAGGAAUCGGAGGAGACCGGGGAGUCGGAGGAUUCCGAGGAGUCGGGCGACUCCGAGGACGCCAGCGAUGAGGAGGAAGAGCUGGAAGAUAGCGUACGUCCACCCGCCAAGACCUCCAAGAAGAAGCCACUGGGAAUCGCAUCCGACAGCGAGGAUGAGGUGGAAGAGCUGGACGAAAGCGUGCGUCCCACCGCCAGAAGCACCAAGAAAAAGGUUCAGAAAAUCGCCUCCGAUAGCGAGGAGGAGAACGAGGAGCUGGAAGAGCGCGCCCUGUCUCCCAGCACCCGCAUGAGCAUCACUGGCAUACGUCCCGCUGAUUUCAGCGACGGCGACAGCGAGAUUGAGUACAGCGAUGAGGGGCAGAAGACGCUCCAGGAUGCCGCUGGCGAACCUCUUGUGCCGCGCUACACCACCCAUUUCGCGGGCAAUAUCCAGGAGACCCUCCACUCGACCCUCGGUGCUGCGGACCUGGAGCCCAUGGAUGACUCCAGCGGCAGUGACGUGCUCAUACUGAGCAACAAGGAGACCCCCAUUGAGAUAUUAUCCAGCACGGAUGAUGACGCCAGCAACAACAAGGAGAACAUGUCCGGUCCUCCGUUUGUGCGUCCGUCUAGGUCCUACUCGCCAAGAAGUAGCGCUGGCGCUCCAGUGGUCAAGACCACCAAGAAUCUCAGCCAGCCCACUAUUCAGGCGGCGCUCAAACAAAGAACCUCGCCCGGCGCUCCACGUCAUGCGCGGGUGAAGAGCGAGGACCAGAAGGUGGUCAGCCAGGCGGUCUACGAGGAGGAGAUGCGCCAGUUGGCCGAAAAGCGUGUUCAGCUGAGCGAUGCUGAGAAGCUGUUCGAAAAAGUGGCCCACAAGAUGCCCGACAAGGGCAGCCAGAUUAGAAAGCGCAUCAAUACCCUCGCCGAGGAGCUCCAAGUAGUCGAGCAAUACGUCAGCGGACUGAAGGUGGAGCCAAACAAAGUGGCCCCCAUCAAGGUGGCCAAGCCAAUGUUUAAUGCACCCAAAGCCCCAUCUCUCGACGCCCCGGACUGGGACGAGCUGUCGGCGGCGGUCAAUCAGAUACAGCCCGUCUUUACGGGCGCCCAGGGAAUGGCCACGUUCAACAAUCAGAAGGCGUUGACCCUGGAAUCUCUGAAGGAUCUCCAUGGCUCAUUGAAGGAUUGCCCUGGUCCCGAAGUGCUGGCGGAGGAUCCUGUGGGCUUGAAAGUAUCGCUUAUGGACCACCAAAAGCACGCCCUGGCAUGGAUGUCGUGGCGCGAACGUCAGCUUCCCCGCGGAGGAAUCCUCGCUGACGAUAUGGGCUUGGGAAAGACUUUGACCAUGAUCUCAUCCGUGCUGGCAUGCAAGAAUCGUCAGGAGAGAAGCGAGGGCGAUGAUCCUGGCAGUGACAGCGACAGCGAGGAUGAUAAGAACAAAAACAGGAAAAGCACCGGCGGCUGGAACUCGAAGGGCCGCAAGGACACCCACAAGGGUGGCACUUUGGUGGUGUGCCCGGCCAGCUUGUUGCGCCAGUGGGAGAGCGAAGUGGAGUCCAAGGUGGCGCGCCAUAAGCUGACCGUUUGCGUGCACCACGGCAACAAUCGCGAGACCAAGGGCAAGCACCUUCGCACCUACGACAUCGUGGUGACCACCUACCAAAUUGUGGCGCGGGAGCACAAGAACCUGAGUGCAGUGUUUGGCGUCAAGUGGCGUCGCAUCAUCCUGGAUGAGGCUCAUGUGGUGCGCAACCACAAGUCGCAGUCAUCGAUGGCAGUCAGUGAUCUGCGGGGAAAAUAUCGCUGGGCGUUGACCGGCACUCCCAUCCAAAACAAGGAGCUGGAUGUGUAUGCCCUGCUGAAGUUUCUGCGCUGCUCCCCUUUUGAUGAUCUGCACACAUGGAAGAAGUGGAUUGACAACAAGAGCGCUGGCGGGCAAAACCGCCUGAAUCUCCUGAUGAAGUCGCUCAUGCUGAGGCGCACUAAGGCUCAGCUGCAGUCGGAUGGCAAACUGAACAAUCUGCCCAAUAAGGAGCUGCGCUUGAUGGAGAUUAAGCUGGGCACUGAAGAGAUGAAUGUUUACCAAACAGUGAUGACUUAUUCCAAGACUCUGUUCGCUCAGUUUCUCCAUCAGCGCGCUGAGAAAGACACUGCAUUCAAUUACAGGAGCGAUGCCAAUAAACCGACUUACAAUCAAAUUAAAGAUCCCAACGGGGCGUAUUAUAAAAUGCAUGAAAAAUUCUCCAGGAUGGCCGGAAGCACAAGGGAGGUCAAGUCCCAUGAUAUUCUUGUGCUAUUGCUGCGCCUGCGACAGAUUUGCUGUCAUCCCGGGCUGAUCGAUGCGAUGCUGGAUGGAGAAGAGGCCAAUAAUAUGGACGAGCAUAGUAGCGACAGCGAUACGCCGGAGAUCGAUUUGUUAGCACAGCUCAAUAAACUGGCUAUCACCGACACCUCCACCGAGUCUCCGAAUUCCAUUGCCGGUGAAGCCGAUAAGAGCCUGGAGCCAGAUGAAGCUCGCAUCGCCAAGGCUUCCAAGAAUCUGCUUAGGCGCACUAACCCGGUAUUCAAUUUAAACCGCCCGUCUUCAAAAAUAUCCCAGGUUAUAAAAAUACUCAAGACAUCGAUUCUGAAGAGCUCGGACGAUAAAGCCAUAGUAGUGUCGCAGUGGACCUCAGUGUUGAACAUUCUACGUGAUCAUUUGCAUAAGGAUAGUGUGCCGACUCUGUCGCUCGACGGAAGUGUUCCGGUGAAAAACCGUCAGGACAUUGUGAACCAGUUCAACGAUAAAAACAAUCAAAAGCGCAUUCUGUUGCUCUCCCUCACUGCUGGCGGUGUGGGCUUGAACUUGAUUGGUGGCAAUCACCUAUUGCUUUUGGAUCUGCACUGGAACCCACAGUUGGAGGCUCAGGCCCAGGACCGAAUCUACCGCGUGGGCCAAAAAAACGUGAUUAUCUACAAGUUCAUGUGUGUGGACACUGUUGAGCAGCGAAUCAAAGACUUGCAAGAUAAGAAAUUAGAGCUGGCCAAUGGCGUCCUUACCGGCUCCACAGUUAGCUCCAAACUCACCAUAGACGACCUUAAAGGUCUGUUUGGAAUGUGAGCUGGCGUACAACUGUUGCGUUUGUUUAUUUUAGUUUUCGUUCAGAAUAUGCAUUUCAAAAAACCGCUUCUAUGUUUAUUUACAGCGAAAUAUUUAUUUAAGAUAAUGUAAAUUUUCAUUAUGUUUUUAGUUCUUUGUUUCGAAGCUUUUGUUUUAAAAUUAACUAGAAUACCGUUUAAAGUGUUUGGUGAUCUAUAAUGAGUUCCAUUAAAAAUUGAAAUGUCUUCUACUAAGUUUCGAUAUCCUUAUUUUAAUAUUUCGCGUUGUUUGUUUAAGCGGAUACAAUCAAAUUCCCCUACAAUCUGAAUAGCAUAACAUAUUUGGUUUUUGUCAAAAUGUAGAAAAGAAAUGUUACAUGUGUAAAGGAAACUGUGUUUUCUUAAGCUAAGAAAAGUACGCUACACUACUUUCAGAUCAGCCAGAUCAGUUAUCAAAAGGUAAUAAUAAACCGCAUGCUUUCCUCACAUAGCAGCGCACAGCCGAAGAAAAAUGUAAAGUAUUCUUAAGAAGAGCUAAAUAAAAUGUUCGUUUCCAGCUGAUAAUCUCAUAUCAA
Molecule: messenger RNA, 3894 nt
Organism: Drosophila takahashii
Lineage: Eukaryota; Metazoa; Arthropoda; Insecta; Diptera; Drosophilidae
Source: RefSeq, a predicted model, not a curated record